Molecule: messenger RNA, 3580 nt
Organism: Xenopus laevis (African clawed frog)
Lineage: Eukaryota; Metazoa; Chordata; Amphibia; Anura; Pipidae
Product: dentin sialophosphoprotein-like
Exons: 2
Coding region: 2087-3580 (497 amino acids)
Source: RefSeq, a predicted model, not a curated record
CUCUGGUGAUCUGUAGCUUCACUCUUUGAUAAAUAUACCCCUUAGACCCCAUACUCACAGCUGGUGCAGUAAAAAUAAAGGGCCAGUUAAAACAUGAGCCCAUUCUUCAUUAGCAUUGAAGGGUAUUUAAGUCCAGAAACAGCGUUAGAACCUUUUCAUGGAAGUUCUUAAAUUAUCCAUUUAUUGUAUUGUGCUUAUCUACCCGUAGACUUUACUUAAGAUGAAGGCGGUUUCUGCUGUGUGCCAAGUACUCGUUUGCUGGUCAAAUUAGCGUUUCCGAAAGCCAUGACUGAAAUUACUAUGCAGGUAUCGCUUGUACUUUUCAAUUACAAUUAAAAACAAACGAUGUAGGUUUGAUACAUCCCACUUGAAAAAAAAACUGAGGGGUAUUACUUGCAAGAAAACAGAAUAAAGUUAAAUUCAGAGGUCUCCCUGUAAUUCCAACAUGGAAGUGUUCUGCCCAACCAACAAAAAUAUUUAUAAACUCACCUUGGAAAAGCCCAUCAGUUCAGACUUAUUAUUUAUCACUGUAUAUAUAUCAGUUGCCCAAAAGAACAACUCAUCUCAGCUAUCCAAUACCAUAGGAUGAUAUGGUAAUGUUUCCUUUCCCCCCCAUUCAUUUGAUUAGUAAUGAAUUGAUAUUAACACAACUAAACCUCAGGCCCACUCCCCUAGGUUAUCUGAAUCAAUUAGAUUCUUUAAAUAGUUUAUAAAUUUUAGUACAACUGUAUGGGAAUUCCAAGACUCAUAUAUUUUUUCCAUUUGUUCCGUUAACAAUAAACAUAAAAAGACACCCCUACAAGUGCUGAAUAUUAUAUAUUAGGUUUUGUUGGUAACUAUGAAUUUGCACAGAUAAGCUUAUUUUUGCAUGGGAACACUCAGUUGAAAUAUGAACAUUUAAAUCUCUUUCCAGACCUUCGUGACAUUUGAUGAUGUUGCAGCAUACUUCUCUGAAGAUGACUGGCAAUGUCUAGAAGAAUGGCAGAAGGAACUGUACCAAAAUGCAGUACAAGAGAUUCAUGGAGAUCUACUUGCCAUGGCAGGAGAUGGGGCUACAGGAGGUAACAUGGAGGAUGAUAAUGAUGAUGAACAGCUGCCAGAAAAGGUCAAGGAAGACAUCUUUGAGAAAAAUAAACCAAAAUCUGUUCCAAAGGAAUUACCAAAUGAAGGUAAAAAAGAUGAGGAGGGAGUGGCUUGAACAAAUCCAACUGAAAUGGAUCAGAAAAUAUCAGUUCCAAAGGAGAGACUAUAUAUUUGUUCUUUAUGUGGAAAACGCUUUGGUGGCAACUCCUUGCUUGUCAGGCACAUGAGAAUCCAUACAGGAGAGAAGCCAUUUGCUUGCAAUCACUGUGACAAAAGCUUGUGAUCUUAUGACUGAAAGGAAGCAAAUCCAACCAACAAUAUUCCAAUAUGUAGUGGAAUGCAGAGGCUUUAAUAGUAUUAAUAUGAAUACACUGGGUGCUCCAAUCAUUUUAACCAUUUGACAUUUAAUAAGACCACCAGCAAUCCUAUUGAUAUCAGCGCUUAUCCACUGCAACUUAAUGUUUGGAUAUGUCUGUUAACGGUCACUAUGGUGACCUCUAUGACAUCACAAACACCGUGCUGCAAGCAGAGUCAACCGCAGGAGCCAUCAUUAAUUUCUUGGAUAUCGAGAGGUAAGCACCUUUUAUCAAUUACUCCUCUAUAUCUCAUACCUGUUUGGGGUUUUAAUGUUCACCUGAGUGCUAAGCGUGCUUUAGGCAUCACUUUGGUUAAUGUAUGCUGUUUCUUUAGGUUUACAUUUGAGUUAGAUGGAUGAUUGUGGAAAUGGGAAUCUAUAGGCUGAAACAUUUCUUAUAUUUAUUGACAUACAUCAAAAAAUCCUACCAAACACACCAAAAUGUGUUUAGUUCUUUAAAAUCAUGUUUUGAAAGUUCCUUCAGCUUACUAUAAUGAGAAGUCAUUUUGCCUCUUAAAUCAAGUCUAGCCCUAGGAGCCAUGGGCCUAAUAAUGUUGUUGUUGUUUAGAUAAUGAUAAAGGCUGUUUUGUAACUUAUGCUACUAUCAUUUUGCAGAUUUUUAAAGAGUUUAUUUUGUUAUUAUCAUAAAUGCGAGAUUACCAACAACCAUCAAGAUCUAGUACAAGCACUACACAUGUCAACCGACAGGAGGCAAUAUGCCCCAUAUGUAUGGAGAGGAUAGAGAAUAUCUCCCACCCAGAUAACUGCAUACAUACAUUCUGCCACCAGUGCAUAGUGAAGUGGGCAGAAAUCAAUCCCGUGUGUCCCCUGUGCAGAGAGCCCUUCCUGACUGUGCAAGAAGGGGGGACAGAGUUUACGGAGACAGAGGACACUUCUUCUUCUGUUGGGACUGAACUCAGUGAAGAGGAGCUGAGAGAUGAAAGCCCAAGCUGUUCCUAUGUUACAACGGAGCAAGCCACGACCUCAGCUGCAAGCACACAACUAACCUCUAGUGAGAGUUCAGAUGAGGAGCUGUCAAGUCUUUCAGAUUUCUCUGAAGAUGAAUGUGACUCAAGCCCACCUCUUAGUAGUUAUUUGUCACAUGUAAGCUCCCAGUACAGAGGUGUGUGCAGUGAUGCACUUACAACUGGCACUCAACACCAUCCUGCUAACACAGCAAGUGGGAAGAGCACUAAGACGACUCACCACCUGGACAAUCAAUCUAGGGAAAAUCCUAAUGGUGAGCACUUAAAUGCCAAGAGGAAACGCCCAGACCAUCAAGAAGCAGUAACUCCACAGACAUCACGCAUGUCAAGUUCUGAAGAGCCGCUUGAGAAAAAGACCAAGCAGGAAUCUUGCCCUAUACCCACUGGGCAAAUGACUGAGUUUCAAGCUGAGCCUCCUCUACGUGAGAGGCAUGGUCAGAAUAGGAAACGUGGAUCUGACCACACUGAACGAGAGUUUACGGAGACAGAGGGCACUUCUUCUUCUGUUCGGACUGAACUCAGCGAAGAGGAGCUGAGAGAUGAACGCCCAAGCUGUUCCUAUGUUACAACGGAGCAAGCCACAACCUCAGCUGCAAGCACACAACUAAUCUCUAGUGAGAGUUCAGAUGAGGAGCUGUCAAGUCUUUCAGAUUUCUCUGAAGAUGAAUGUGACUCAAGCCCACCUCUUAGUAGUUAUUUGUCACAUGUAAGCUCCCAGUACAGAGGUGUGUGCAGUGAUGCACUUACAACUGGCACUCAACACCAUCCUGCUAACUCAGCAAGUGGGAAGAACACUAAGACGGCACACCACCUGGACAAUCAAUCUAGGGAAAAUUCUAAUGGUGAGCACUUAAAUGCCAAGAGGAAACAGCCAGACCAUCAAGAAGCAGUAACUCCACAGACAUCACGCAUGUCAAGUUCUGAAGAGCCGCUUGAGAAAAAGACCAAGCAGGAAUCUUGCCCCACACCCACUGGGCAAAUGACUGAGUUUCAAGCUGAGCCUCCUCUACGUGAGAGGCAUGGUCAGAAAAGGAAACGUGGAUCUGACCACACCGAACAUACUCAAGCAAAGCGCACGGCCCCAGAGAGGCAGCCACCCACCAGACCCCCAAGAUCAGAAGAGGAGGAUGAUUCAUCUGAUGAGCCUGGGCGCUAG